This is a messenger RNA of Grus americana (Whooping crane), 1286 nucleotides long. It is a transcript of the gene CUEDC2, whose product is annotated as CUE domain containing 2. The record is from RefSeq and is a predicted model, not a curated record. The transcript is spliced from 10 exons. Gene Ontology annotation, molecular function: ubiquitin binding. NCBI's taxonomy places the organism in Eukaryota, Metazoa, Chordata, Aves, Gruiformes, Gruidae. The coding region runs from base 432 to 1286 and encodes 284 amino acids.
CUGCCCCCACCUCCGCCGCGCGCCCAACCCCUCCCUCCGCGGGGCCGCCGGAGGGGACGAGCGGGGUCCCCCGGGGACGAGGUGACCCGGGCAGGCCGCGCAGAGGGGCGGCGGGCCGGGGCCGGCGGCGGCCUCCGGGGCACCGCUGCCGACGGGCUGCGAGGAGCCAGCCUGCAGCCCGCCCGCCCCCUCCCCCCCCGUCACCGCCGCGGGGAGCGCGGGAGCCUGAGAAACCCGGGCGCUUGGCUUGAUCCCGUGGUCCGCGACGCGGGGACGCGCCGGGAGGCCUCCCUCAUUCUUGGCUUGGGCCAAGCAGUCGUAGGAUGGACCAUCAACUCUUCUGCAGGCACUGAAGUGACUUUGUAAGCGCCGGCCGUGAGCCGAGGUCCUCGCGCAGGCAAUACUGCUCAGAGAAAAAGGUUUAGAGAGACAUGGAACUUGAAAGAAUCAUUCGAGACACACUGACAUACUUCAUCCAGUCCCACAUCCCUGCUGCAGACCUCAGUGGGAUGGAUGAUGUUUUCUUCUCUUAUAUCACGGGUGUCCUGGAAGAGCUGGGCUCACCAGAGUCCUCUGAGGAGACCUUUGACAUGGACACCUUUGUGGAAAUGAUGGAGGCAUAUAUUCCCGGUUUUGCAGAAAUCCACAGUGGGGAUGUUUGUGAAAUGAUGUUCUCCCUCUCAGAAAGGCUUGGUGAAGCUCGCAACAAAGAAAAACCUGGCCAAAAGACUGUGGAAAGCAGGAGUGAAGCACCCUCUGAAGACCUGACCAAGGGGCAAGAGCCUGGAGCCGGAGCCUGCAAUGGGGAAAGGCUGUGCACUCCAACAGAUGGAGCUGGCGCCCAGGAAGGCGAUGACUUGAAGGAUGGGGUGGAACUGCUCCUGGAGAUGUUCCCAGCCUGUACCGUGAGCCAGGCAGAGAAGGCACUCGCCAUGGCCUUGGGGAACUUGGAAGAGGCAGUGCAGUUAAUUGUGGAGGAGAAAGUGGAAAUUGGCCCAGCAGGUGUGAGUGUGAAGGAACUGGCACGGCCUCGCAGAGCGCCCAACCAUGAGGAACUAAAACAGGUUAUCCUACAGAAAUACAUGAUGGUGGAUAGUGCAGAGGAUCAGAAAACACAUCGGCCAGCUCCACCCAAAGAGGCUCCCAAGAAGUUGAUCCGCUAUAUCGAUAACCAGGUGGUGAGUACAAAGGGAGAGAGGUACAAAGAUAUCAAGAAGCCUGAGAGCGAGGAGAUGAAAAGAACCUACAUCAGCCUCAAACCAGCCAGGAAGUACAAGUUCCACUGA